UACAAACGUGAAAGGAUGACCUUGCACAGCACGGCACUUGCAAUAAAUUACCUGGGGAGGAACAGAUAAAACAUCGUACUAUGUCGAGGUGAUAUCUGCAAAAGAACACUUUUUCAAAGACUGAGAUGUCGCCUUAUUUAUUACGGAUUUGUCGACUUCUUCCUCCAUCUCUCCGCUGCGGUCCAAACAGAGCGUUCCAAAUAUGUGCAGCAGUUGUGGUUAUUUAUAUCCUAUACAAAAUUUCAGGUAUAUCCCGCGGGGAGGACGAAGUAAAAACACACAUCGCAUCGGCUAGUAGUCAAGAAGGGGGAGGCGCGAUGCACCAUCAACCAGAAGAAACGCAGAAUAAAGGAGUAGAACCAGAUAUCCCACCAGGAAGCACAGAAGAAAUGCUCAGAUACAUUUCCAACAACCUUGAUGUGUACUAUGAAGUGGUGGACAAUACUGGGACCAUAGAUGACAUUGAUAAGGCAAUUCACAAGGUGCAGGUGACACUGACCAAUGAAGGUGAAGCUACCAUAACUGCUACUGGGACGUGGUCCAUUUAUUUUUACAUGGUGUUCAUGCUACAGAAUAAACAGUGGCCAUACCCAGAGGGAUAUGUGAUCAGAGGAUCAGGAUUCAAGUUAUAUCAUGUUGGAGGGCACCUGUUUUGUUUAACACCUUUAACAGAUACUAAGAUCACGCCAGGUGAGAAGGUGGUCAUCAAGCUGGAUUGUCAGGCAUGGUCUGUAGCUAAAACAGAUGUGAUGCCCAACUGGUAUGUGACAGCUGAAGGACAUGAACCACAGAUUAUACAGUGCACAGCUGGGGAGACCCUGGCAUUUGUGGCCCCUUUCAGCAGACCACAGCAAUACAAGCGUUUAAAACAGGACCAGUUUAACCCCUUCACCCCUAGCCAGCGCUACGAGAAGAAUGACAAAAUAAAAUAUAGAAAAGACGGGUUGCUGCUGGUGAUCCCCACCCCUGUAGAGUUGAGGGCAGACAGAAAGAGGCUGAUCAGCUUUAAGUAUCAAGACUGGGUGCUAGCCAUGGAUAAGGAACUAGAUGUUUCAGUCUUUGUUGACAAACUGAAUGAGAUGGGUGUGAAGUUAUCCUCGGGAUCUCCUCCAGCCACUAAAGUGAUCAGGGUUGCCCAGGGAAGUGUCAGCAUCAAACUAGAUGGCAGGGUGGUGGAGAAUCACCCAGAAUCCUACAGCCUCACAGUAAAUGGAAGGCUGUCCAGAAUUGACAUAGUGGCUCCUGCAAGUCCAGGGGCUUUUUAUGCAAUGCAGAGUUUAUUUGCAUUGAUGAAUGAAGAGGGGGCCGUGCCACACAUUGUGAUGAAAGACGCACCUCGCUUUAUACACCGUGGAUUAAUGCUGGAUGUGGCAAGAAAUUUUUUUCCGCCAGAGGAUCUUUAUCCAGUCAUGGAAGUGAUGGCCAUGUUUAAAAUGAACAAACUUCACCUGCACCUGUCUGAUGAUGAAGGCUGGAGAGUUGAAAUUGAGAAACUUCCAGAGCUGACUGAGAUAGGAGGGCGGAGAAGGCAUGACCUGUCUGAGAAGACGGGCAUCCUUCCACAGCUGGGCUCAGGACCACAUGACAUGUCCAGUGGAUCAGGCUAUUACACAGCCUCAGACUACAGAGAUAUACUGAAGUAUGCUACAGAUAGACACAUUGAGAUUAUUCCAGAGAUUGACCUGCCAGGCCAUGCUCAUGCUGCUGUCAGGGCUAUGGAAGCACGCUAUGCAAGAUUGAUGAAGGCAGGAAAGUCCGAAGAAGCAGGAGAGUUUCGCCUGAGGGACCCAGCAGACACAUCCCAAUACAAGUCUGUGCAGAAGUUUACAGAUGGCGUCGUCAACCCCUGCCUGGAGUCAACCUUCCGUUUUGUUGAGGAAGUCAUCAAAGGUCUGAUCAAGCUUCACCAGGAGGUGGCGCCACUGAAGCGUAUUCAUAUUGGUGGAGAUGAGGUGCCAGCUGGGGUGUGGGAGGGGUCGCCCGCCUGCAGCGGGAGACAGAGAAAAGAAAUCCAGGAGGGUUUUGUGAGGAGAGUGGCCAAAAUUGCUGCUGACCUUGACCUUGACAUCACCACCUGGGAUGAUGGCAUGCUUCAUGAAGAAAAGCCAUUUGAGAGGAGCAGCAUACCAAACAAACAGCCACGUGUCAAUGCCUGGAUGAAUCCUUGGGAGUGGGGAGCUGCAGGGAGGGGCUAUGCCAUGGCAAAUGCAGGAUAUGAGGUCAUCAUGACCCAGGCCACCCACCUGUACUUUGACCACGCCUACGAGCCAGACCCAGAGGAACGUGGUUUCUACUGGGCAACUCGCUACACAGACACAGAGCGUGUGUUUGGCUUCAUGCCUGAUGAUCUGUGGGCAAACUUAGAUAAAGAUUUGUGGGGAAACAAAUUGACUUUGGAGAAAUACUGUAAAGAUUUUCAGUGUACCAAACUGGAAAAGCCAGAAAAUAUAGUAGGUAUGGAGGCUUGCCUGUGGUCAGAGACAGUCCGUAUGAACCACCAGAUGGAGAGCAUGCUCUUCCCUCGCGCCAUUGCCCUGGCAGAACGAGCUUGGCACAAAGACUCUUGGGAAUUGGUCACUAAUCCUGAGAGUCGAGAACGAGCCAAGAGAAGAGCCUGGGAGCUGUUUGCUAACACCCUCGGCCAAAAGGAGUUGCCGCGACUGGACAUGAUGCAGGUGUCCUACAGACUGCCUCCUCCUGGAGUCAAGGUGAUGUCAGGCAAACUCUAUGCCAAUUGUGCUUUCCCUGGACUACAGAUUGUUUAUGCAAUAGCAAAAGAUGAAGCUGAAGAAGAGGAAGACAUAGGGAUACAGUGGAUACCUUAUUCAGAACCUGUCUCAAUACAAGGCUUCAUUAAAGUGAAAGUUGCUACCAGAUUUGAGGGUUCUAAGUACACAUCCAGAGUGAUCACAAUGAACAUAGCACCAAGGGACAAGACUUUGCUGUAGAAAAAUGUGGCAAAAUGGUGGAACAAAGACUAAUAGAAAAGAAACCAUGUUUACUUUAGAAGAAAAAGGCAUAGUCAGUCAUGCACAUAGACAUUUUCUGCUUUGUAGGUCUGCUUAACUUGGAUAGUCUGCUGGGUGCUACUGGUAAAACUCUCAACUGAUUCAAGAACAAUCAGCCCACAAUACGUGUAGAUCUCAUAUUACCUAGUCAUCUCUAAAAGAAGAACUCUGAACAGUUAGAAUUUCGUCUAAUCUAUAAUCUAAUAAUCUAAGGCUUAUUUAUUCCCCAAAAAAAUCAUGAUUUAAUCAGACAUGAGCUUUUUCUGCACAAUCACAGAAUUCCGCUUUUUUACAUGACCCUACAGCAAUUAACCCCCCAAAAUUUACAUAAGGUGUUUGGUUCCACAAUAAAUGUUCAGAGUUUUUUUCUAAAACCUGGGCUUGUGCCUGUUCAACAGAAAGCAGUUAGUUGAAAGAGUUAGCUACUAAGUACAUGUAUUUGUGACUUCUGAUCCUUGGUGCCAGUGGACAAGUUACAGCUGCUAUGGCAUUUGAAGGAACAGAUUUAAAAAAACAAAAGUGGUAUUUUUAAAAAGAGUAACAAAAUUUUAUGAUUUUCUGAAAUUCCUUUAAAAAUUCUGAGUAGUUCUGUUUGAUUCAGAUUGUUUUUGUAUGAGUAAGUAUAUUUAUAAGCCAAGAAAUAUUAAAAUUUUUGGAAUAAAUGAGUUGAAAGAAAAAUGAGUGUCAUUACUAAUGGUAAGACUUUGCACAUAAUAUUGUAGAGUUAGAAAGGCUAUCCAGUUAUUUGUAAUGACAAAAUAAUAUUAAAAAUAAUGGGAAAACAGCAUCUUUGUUUUCAGAAUGAUCAUUAUGUUCAGAACUUCAAUAUACGUAAACAGAUGAUCAAAACCUUAUUAAGUUUUAUCAAUUUAAAGAGAUUAAAAUGGUUUCCAUUAUGAACAACAUAUGCACUGUGAUAGAGUUGUUAACAUUCCUACAUUGUUUUAAUAUAAUUCAGUGGGCUCCCUGCUCCUGUUCUCUGCCUCUUCACAAAUACAAGAUUUUUGCUCCAUGUCUCUCCUCCACCCAAACACCAAAUUAUUACAGCUAUUAAAUCUUCUUCCUCUCACCUCUCAAAGGAGCCCUCCUGUUGUAUAAUGCAUGUAUAAUUAGGGUUUAGGGUGAUGGUUGGAAUGGUGGAUUGCCUUACAUGGUCUUGGUAAUUUGAAAACCUAAAUCAGGCACUCACUUAAGGCAUCCUUCUAGUAUCCCAGCAAAAACUCUAUGGGAACCAUCAUCUCAUCAUUUAAGAAUAUCUUUAUAUGUUUUAUCUUUUAAAUUGAUUUCUGAUAUAUUUUGAGUCUCCUGUGUCUUCAAGGUUGUGGUAUUUGUGUCAUACUCUAAUUGCUUGUUAUUCAUCCAUAAAACAGUAAUUACAUGUAUAUAAGCACAAAAAAUGUAGCAAAGGUUUUUUUUUUCGGCGUCUUGUUUUACUAUAUUUAUAUGUUAAUUACUUUUUUAUAGAUGGCAAGCUCAUUUUAAUAGGAUAAUUGAAGGAUAGAUUUGUCUUUUAUUAACUGUAGCUAGUUCAUAGUUACUGCUGGGUUGUAUUUAGUUACCCAUGCAGUAUUAGGGUUAGUUUGGUAUAUAAGUAAGUGACCCAGUAUUACAGGGAACUGAGCUGUAUGAGCUGGUUGAUAGAUAUAUCCAGGUAGUUGAACUGUACUGUUGGAAGAUGAUUUAUGUCAUGUAGCAGAUAACAAAAUGUUUCAUUUUUUAAAUUUGAGUACAUUAAGUAAAGCUUGUACAGUUAUUUGUAUCAACAUGUUACAUGCACUUUACAAUAAUCAUACAAGGUAGUACUGAUAAUCUUUGAAGAACAUCCAUGUAUGUGUUGCCCACCAAGCUCACGGGUAGCUACUGGUAGAUGUACUAGCAGAUGGAGUGGGUACCUUGUAUCUACACCCUUUAAUUUCACAUAUUCAGAAGAAGAUCAAGUGAAAAGUGUUUUAGAAAAAAUGUAAGCUAUUAAGCAGGUAAUAUAAGAAAGUUACUUUUUUGUACACUACAGUGAUAUAAAGGCCUCUGUAAGAGCUCCAGUAUGUCUGCUGUAUGGGGUUGGGUAACAAAUUCCUUUACCCUGUGCUGUCCACUUAGAAGCUACAUUUCUACAAGAGACAUUAUUUUUAUUACUACUGCUGAAUAUUCAAUAAAGAUGAGACUAUGUUUACUGCCCGUAUAUAUGUUAAAUAGUAGUGGUAUGUGAAGAACUUGGAUCUGAACUCAGAGGUAACCUUGACCUUUUUCAAGGUCAGAUUGGGAGAUGAGUCGGCUUUGUGCUGGCAGUUCAUGUUGGUACCACUUCUCACAAAUUGUCUGUUUAAUGUAACAGUACAUUAGUGUUAUGGUUAAUAACUAUAGGUCUUCUUUAACUGUCAUGGCUUUGGGUAUAUUUUGUUUAUUCUCAAAGGAUGACAGCAUUUUUAGGCUUUAAGUGGAAAUGGUUUUAUAUUUAUUUUACUUGUUUGUUUUAAUUAACUUUUAAAACAGUGAGGUUGUGAUUUGUAGUAACUUUUUACUGGGUCCUAGCUUUAAGCCAACUGGCAUAAUUCCACAGCGUGCAAAUACUGGUGCUUUCAAAAGCUGCUUUUCAUGUUCAUUGCCAAUAAGGUUUCUCCUCAAAUGAGCAAAGAUUAUAUUGAGCAAUCAUAGUGCCAUUUUAACCAGUUUGCCAUGAUUGUCCUCACACUGCCCAGUGUGGUAUUAGUCCAGUGACAUGGCAAACACGGCUGUUUGUAUCUGCUAGUAGGGGGUUGACAUGCUGCUCUGUAGUUGACUAAGGUGUAUCUGCCAAUGGAAACUUUAUUUCAUUGACUUGUUUAUUGAUGUUUAAGUAUGGCUGUUAAUUUCCAGGGUCAUUGUAGAAAUAGAAAGGUGCAGGUGUGUAUGUAUGUGUGUGUGUAUGUAUGUGUGUGUAUGUAUAUGU
This is a messenger RNA of Lingula anatina, 5934 nucleotides long. RefSeq lists its product as uncharacterized. Gene Ontology annotation, molecular function: beta-N-acetylhexosaminidase activity; polysaccharide binding. Lineage: Eukaryota; Metazoa; Brachiopoda; Lingulata; Lingulida; Lingulidae. Gene Ontology annotation, biological process: carbohydrate metabolic process; glycosaminoglycan metabolic process. The record is from RefSeq and is a predicted model, not a curated record. Gene Ontology annotation, cellular component: membrane.